CUGCAACAUUUUCUUCUGGAUUAUAUGUCUCAUAGGCCCUUAGUUCCACACUCUUUCAUCAAUAGCCUUUGGCCUUCAUUCCCAUAUUUUAGUAUCUAGUGAUUUGAAUCCUAAUUGGACUUUUUGAUCAAUCAUAACUUAUCAUUUUUUCAUUCUUUUUUACUACCUUUAGAUUUAUAACUUUUCUUCAUUUCAAAUGGGUGUCAAAGGAUUUGUUGAGGGUGGCAUAGCAUCCAUAAUUGCAGGAUGUUCUACUCACCCUCUUGAUCUCAUUAAAGUCCGUAUGCAGUUACAGGGCGAAAACCCUUCCGUUCUCGCCUUGAACGGCCACGGCAGCGCAUCAGUUGCGCUGCCGCGGCAUGCUGGACCUGUAUCGGUCGGUGUCAAGAUAUUUCAAACGGAAGGAGUUGCUGCUUUGUUUUCGGGUGUAUCUGCUACCGUCCUUCGUCAAACGUUAUACUCGACCACCAGAAUGGGUCUCUACGAGAUCUUUAGGGAAAAAUGGGCUGACCCGAAUACGGGCAACCUUUCAUUAACCAAAAAAAUUGGUUCCGGGUUAUUAGCUGGUGGAAUUGGUGCAGCCGUCGGGAACCCAGCUGACGUUGCAAUGGUUAGAAUGCAAGCAGACGGGAGGCUCCCGGUGGCUGAACGAAGAAACUACAAAGGCGUAGGUGACGCCAUCACCAGAAUGGUGAAACAAGAAGGCGUCACCAGCCUUUGGAGAGGUUCAUCAUUGACCGUGAACCGGGCAAUGAUAGUAACCGCAUCUCAACUAGCAUCUUAUGAUCAAAUCAAAGAAACAAUUUUAUCAAAAGGGGUCAUGAAAGACGGGUUAGGGACACAUGUGACAGCAAGUUUUGCAGCUGGGUUUGUGGCAUCUGUGGCGUCGAAUCCAGUGGAUGUGAUUAAGACUAGGGUCAUGAACAUGAAAGUGGUCGAAGGGGUUGAGCCGCCAUAUAAAGGAGCUAUUGAUUGUGCUGUUAAAACGGUUAAAGCGGAAGGGCCAAUGGCCUUAUAUAAAGGGUUCAUACCAACCAUUUCAAGACAGGGUCCAUUUACUGUUGUGCUCUUUGUGACACUUGAACAAGUUCGUAAAUUGCUCAAGGACUUUUAAGGCUUGGAAAGAUUAUAUUAUUAAGCUAAAUUGAUCAUAGUGAUGAUGAUGAAGAAAUAGUUUAAUAAAAUAUAUCUAUGAAAUCUAUAGUUAUGGUUUUUGACUACAUAUCAAGUAUUGGUUAUAAAUUGGUCAACUUUAUUCAAA
This is a messenger RNA of Erigeron canadensis, 1261 nucleotides long. RefSeq names its product mitochondrial uncoupling protein 5-like. The coding region runs from base 197 to 1114 and encodes 305 amino acids. Lineage: Eukaryota; Viridiplantae; Streptophyta; Magnoliopsida; Asterales; Asteraceae. The transcript has a single exon. Gene Ontology annotation, biological process: thiosulfate transport; succinate transmembrane transport; phosphate ion transmembrane transport. The record is from RefSeq and is a predicted model, not a curated record. Gene Ontology annotation, molecular function: thiosulfate transmembrane transporter activity; antiporter activity; succinate transmembrane transporter activity.